Messenger RNA from Arachis duranensis, 579 nucleotides. RefSeq lists its product as uncharacterized. Lineage: Eukaryota; Viridiplantae; Streptophyta; Magnoliopsida; Fabales; Fabaceae. The record is from RefSeq and is a predicted model, not a curated record. Bases 1 to 579 code for a protein of 192 amino acids. The transcript has 2 exons.
AUGGCUUUAGCUACCAAUGUUUCUGCACGAAUUAGUAGUAUUCCUAUGCUGAAUGGUUCAAACUUUAAAGUUUGGAAGGAUACCGUGGAGAUUGUCCUCGGUUGUAUGGAUCUAGAUAUAGCUCUUCGAGAGGAGAAACCCACCUCCACUUCGAAAAACCUCAACGAGAAUGAAAAGGCGGAGGCAAGUAGUCUUUUGAGCAAUCUUGUCUCUGUGAGGUAUAAAGGUAAAGGGAACAUAAGGGAGUACAUUAUGGAAAUGUCUCAUCUUGCUUCAAAAUUGAAAGCACUAAAGUUAGAGUUGUCUGAAGAUUUACUCGUGCAUUUCAUUUUGAUUUCCUUUUCUGUACACUUUGGGCAAUUCAAAGUGAGUUAUAACACUCUAAAAGACACUUGGUCCUUAAAUGAGCUUAUAUCUCACUGUAUGCAAGAAGAAGAGAGGCUACAGCAAGAUAAGACUGAAAGUGCUCACAUGGCUUUAUCUUCUCAGUAUAAAAGAAAGCGUGAUACUACUGCGGAUGUGUCUUUUCAGCAGAAAAAUGCUAAGAAACAGGAUCAAGUUUCAACCCGUUUCUUCUGA